AUGCCUGUUACCGCCAUCAACUCAUUCGCGCAAUUUCGUGAGAUCAUUGACAGCAAAGAACCCUCGGUAAUCGACUUCUGGGCGACAUGGUGCGCGCCUUGUCAUAUGGCAGCACCUGCUUUCGCAGGAUACUCCGAAGAGACCGCGUUUGCGCAGGUCAAAUUCUACAAGGUUGAUGUUGACGAUCAACCAGAGAUUGCGUCGCAGCUUGGCAUCCGUUCGUUACCGACUUUUAUCUCCUUUAAAGGCGGGGAAAAAAUAGAGGAACAGGCCAACGCUCGUCCAGAUGUGAUCAAAAAGGUUAUUCAGAGUGUUGUUCCUAAAGAAUAA
Messenger RNA from Penicillium verhagenii, 330 nucleotides. Its product is annotated as thioredoxin family protein. Lineage: Eukaryota; Fungi; Ascomycota; Eurotiomycetes; Eurotiales; Aspergillaceae. Gene Ontology annotation, cellular component: cytoplasm. Gene Ontology annotation, molecular function: protein-disulfide reductase activity. The transcript has 2 exons. Bases 1 to 330 code for a protein of 109 amino acids. The record is from RefSeq and is a predicted model, not a curated record.